AUGCUCCGGGCCCUUUUGCUGCUUCUGCUCCUGCUGCUGGGGAGUAGCGCUUGUCCGGAGGAGUGUCAAUGCUCCUCAAAUACCGUAUCAUGCACCGGCAAAAAAUUGACCCGAAUCCCGGCCGGCAUCCCCGAACAUACACAAAGAUUAGAUUUACAAGAAAACAAGAUCACUAUCAUCCGGAAAGAUGACCUCAGUCAUCUACAUCAGCUGCGGAUACUCCAAAUCAUGGACAACGAAAUUCACACCAUCGAGCCGAUGGCGUUCGACAAUUUGACGCUGCUUGAGAGAAUAGACCUCUCCGAGAAUCGGCUCGCCAUCAUCACCAAUGAACACCUGCGUGGGCCGACCGCCAUGCGGAACCUGCAACUCGAUCGGAAUGCACUAUUCUGCAUGGAGACCGACGUAAUGUCAUCUUGGCAAUCGCUCGAAGUGCUCGCCAUCAAUGGAAAUAAUUUGACCACGCUGCCGGAAUUUUCGGUCCCAGAAUCGAUGCGCGCGAUCCGCCUAGCCGAUAACCCCUGGCUCUGUGAUUGCCGAAUGUCUUGGGUGCAUCAGGAGAUGAACCCGCAGUGGCAGUCGGCCAUCAAGUGCUAUCGACCAGCCCUCCUGAACGGUCGUUUCUUACCCUCACUUCGCGAUGACGAGCUGAAAUGCUCAGGGAUCGAGAAGCGAGCGUCGUUCAGUUGCGCAGACACCCGCAUCUGCCCCAUCUCAUGCACUUGUACGGAGAGUACGGUGGAUUGCAGAGAUCGGGGCCUUACCCAUAUACCGUCAAAUCUUCCAAAGUCGACGCAGGAACUGCGUCUCGAGCAAAACAAGAUCACUUUCAUCCCGGCCAAGGCUUUCCAUGAUCUCCCUCAUCUUCGCCGACUUGACUUGAGUCAGAAUCAAAUCGUCGAAAUCGCCCCGAACGCUUUUUCAGGACUGGAAAAGUUGAAUUCAUUGGUCCUCUAUGGUAACUACCUCCAAUCUCUUCACGAAGAAGCUUUUAACGGGCUUUCCUCGCUGCAACUCCUCCUGCUCAACGCGAAUCAGCUCACUUGUCUCCGAAAAGGCUCAAUGACGCCACUCAAAAAUUUGAAUCUGCUCUCGCUCUACGACAAUAGAAUCCGCUCGAUCGCCAAUGGCACAUUCGGAGCCUUGGAGAAGUUGCAGACAUUGCAUUUGGCUAAGAACCCGUUGAUUUGUGAUUGUAAUUUGGAAUGGUUAGCAAAUUUGCUGAACGCACGAAAAAUGGAAACCUCGGGUGCGAGGUGCGAGGCGCCGAAGCGGUUGGCAAAGAAGCGUUUUAUUUUGGGCUCGGAGAUGUUCGCUACGGAUCGGGCUGGGGAAUGCAUGAUCGACCACGAUUGCCCGGUGGAAUGUGCUUGCAGCGGAACUGUCGUUGAUUGCAGCAAACGGUCACUAACAUCAGCGCCGGACAACAUUCCCCAGUUCACCACUGAACUUCUCCUGAACGGCAACCAUAUCACGAAGCUUGGCGACAAUGCCCUCGAUCUACCGAAUCUUAAUAGAAUCGAUUUGUCCGACAAUCAGCUAAUUGGCAUCCCUAUUGACAGCUUCUCCAAGAUGCCGCAGAUCUCGCAAAUUGAUCUUUCGAAUAACCAUCUGAAGUGCCUAGCGGAGAGGGCUUUUUCGUCCUUGAAAAAGCUGGAAUCACUGAUUCUGGCCGGAAAUAACUUCACCUGUGGUUGUCAUCUAUUGUCUUUUGUCGAGUGGUCUCGUGAAAAACCGGCGCUGAUGAUCGAGAAAGCCAGCUGUCGAACCGGGGAUCAAUCGACGAAGUUUGUUGAUAUUGAUGCGGAAGCGAUUUCUUGUGAAGGCGUUCGGGACGAAUGUGCUGAUGAUGGGAAUUACUGUCCACAGGGGUGUACUUGUAAAGACACUAUUGUCAGAUGCUCCGGCCAAAACCACACCUCGAUCCCAUCGGGCGUCCCGAUCGCCACCACCGAGCUGCUCCUAGACUCGAACCUCAUCACCAAGCUCGACCCACGCAAGCUGGCCGGCCUCGUGAAUUUGGUCAAGCUAGAUCUCUCGAAUAACCGUAUCAACUCGGUCGAAAACGACACCUUCCAAGGGUUGCCCCGACUCUCGACGCUUAUCCUUAGCUACAACAAGAUCCAAUGUCUAGCCGAACGGGCCUUCGGAGGAAUGUCUACCCUUCGGAUUCUGUCGCUGCAUGGCAAUGACAUCUCCAUCUUGCCACAAACCGCUUUUGAGGGCAUGGAAAAUAUUACACACAUAGCACUUGGCAGCAACUCGCUCUACUGUGACUGCAAUAUCCUCUGGUUUUCGAAGUGGAUCAAACAAAAGUACAUAGAGGCCGGCAUCGCUAGGUGCGAAAGCCCAACGGCACUAAGAAACCAAUUGCUACUGACGGCACAGCAGAAUCAGUUGCUCUGCACCGAAUCCACCCCACCCAGGAUACUAUCAAAAUGCGACCCCUGCGUGCAGCAUAAAUGUGAAAAUAAAGCGUCGUGCCAGCGGAAGAGCAGCGCCGAAUAUUCAUGCUCGUGCGCGGCGGGAUACUACGGGGAGAGGUGCGAAAAGGAAAUUGAUGCUUGUUUCGGGCAUCCCUGCAUGAAUAACGCUACCUGCAAGGUCACCGAAAAAGGGCGCUUCUCCUGCGUGUGCAAGAAGGGCUUCAACGGCCAAUUUUGUCAAACGAACAUCGAUGACUGCGCGCAAAACAAAUGUCAAAAUGGUGGCAAAUGCGUGGAUCUGAUCAACACCUAUCGCUGUGAAUGCAACGAAUUAUUCGCUGGGAAAUAUUGCGAGGAGAAGCUGGAGUACUGCUCGAAGAAGCUGAACCCAUGCAAAAAUACAGGUGCUUGCAGCGCCACGAACGGAACCUACAAGUGCACGUGUCUGCCUGGUUUUUAUGGCAAAGACUGUGAAACCAAUAUUGAUGACUGUGUCGGGAAA
This is a messenger RNA of Mesorhabditis spiculigera, 2928 nucleotides long. The record is from the annotation of a GenBank genome assembly. Lineage: Eukaryota; Metazoa; Nematoda; Chromadorea; Rhabditida; Rhabditidae.